AUGAGUAACUGGAACAUGGAUGGCUUGCAAGAAAACAUGAAAAACUUGAAUGUAGAUAGUUCCGAUAAAGAUUCUGAAUGGGAUAAACCUGCAAAACUUCAAUCAAAUGACACCAGGCGCGUCAAUGGCAGAUGGAGCGCUCGUGUGGAUAAAGCAGGUGAUUGGGGUAAUCGUCCAUUAACGGCGCAAGAUUUUGAGGGUCGCAAUCAACACCAACAGUGUGACAGGAGAGGGGGGUAUCAACAAGGAAGAGGUCAAGGCAGAGGCGAAUAUCAACAAAACUAUCAGCGUGGUGGCGACAGAGGAGGCAGAGGAGGAGGCAGUUAUCAGCAACAACCAUCUAGAGGUGGUAGAGGCAGAGGGAGCUACCAACAACAACAGCCUCGGCGACAACAACAAAAUAAUUGGCAUCAACAUCAAUCUAUCAACAACAGUCAAACAGGCUGGAAUACUCCAUCAAAGGACGACACUGCUUGGGAUCAAAGGCUUACUAGUACAUCUUCUUGGGACGCAUCACCUUCAAAUAGCAGUGCUGACACUUUCUCUACCUGGGAUCAAAAGCCCUCAGAAUCUCAGUCAUCUUGGGAUCAACAACCUCAAGCUACCACGACAAAACCUUCUUCAUCUGGCUGGGAUGCCAAGCCUGCUACCAGUUCUUGGGCUGCUCAAGCAACUCAAGCAUCUACAUCUGUAUCACAAGCACCAGCAACAAAAUCAGCCACUCAGCAGCACGAGGAUGAUGGCUGGAAUACGCCUACAGAAUCAAACAACAGCGGUCAAUGGGGUGCCAUGACCAUGGACAGUUUAGGGUGGACAGACAAAGGAAAGAAACCCAAAGAUACAAUUGAGCCUGGUCAAGGUAUAUGGAAGGAUGGCGUGCAUCAACUGGGAGAAGAAAGCGAAGAGGCCAAGAUCAAGUUGUUUGGCACAGCCACAGGUCAUGAAAGCGUUCAUUCGGGUAUCAACUUUGACAAGUAUGAAAACAUCCCCGUAGAAACCAAGGGGCAGAAUGUACCUGAGGGUAUUACUGAGUUCUCCAACUCUGGUCUUGACAAACACUUGCUGGAGAACAUCCAGCACGCUCGUUACACCACACCUACACCUGUUCAAAAACACUCUAUUCCCAUCGUCAUGCAACAUCAUGAUUUAAUGGCCUGUGCUCAGACUGGCUCUGGAAAGACAGCUGGCUUUUUGUUCCCCAUCUUGUCUGCCAUGUUCACAAACGGCCCCUUGGAGGAUCCAAAGGAGCCUCGUGUCAAGCAAGGCUAUCAAUCUUAUAAAAAGGCAUACCCUCAGGUACUGAUUUUAGCUCCUACCAGAGAGCUGGCCUCUCAAAUUUACAACGAAGCACGCAAGUUUUGCUACAGAUCCUAUGUGAGACCUUGUGUUGCGUAUGGUGGUGCUGAUAUUCAGAGACAGUUGCGUUUGAUUGACCGUGGAUGCCACUUAUUGGUAGCUACUCCUGGUCGUCUCGUCGACAUCUUGGAGCGUCGUCGAUUGUCGUUUCAGAAUAUUCAAUAUUUGGUGCUAGACGAAGCAGAUCGCAUGCUGGACAUGGGGUUUGAGCCUCAGGUGCGUCGUAUUGUCCAAGGUGAAGACAUGCCUCCACCGGCAAAGCGUCAAACCUUGAUGUUCUCUGCUACCUUUCCCGACAAUAUUCAGAAACUGGCCAGUGAUUUUAUGAACGAAUAUGUGUUUUUAUCGGUGGGUCGUGUAGGUGCUACAUCUGAAAAUAUCACUCAAAAGAUUGAGCUUGUGCGUGAUGAAGAAAAGCGUCCUCGCUUAUUGGAGAUCUUGAAACAAGACAAGGAUGCCCAAGGCCUGACGUUGAUCUUUACAGAAACCAAACGUAUGGCGGAUACUGUGUGCUCAUUCUUGAACGACAAUCACCUGCCCGCCACUGCUAUCCAUGGUGACAGAAUUCAGAGUGAACGUGAAGCCGCCUUGGACUCAUUCAGAAAGGGCAUCACACCCAUCAUGGUGGCUACUGCUGUUGCAGCAAGAGGUUUGGAUAUCCCCAAUGUCACACAUGUCAUUUCGUUUGAUUUACCUAGUGACAUUGAUGAUUACGUUCAUCGCAUUGGUCGUACUGGUCGUGCAGGAAAUACAGGUAUCGCUACUGCAUUUUUCACCAAUGGAAACCGUUUCAUGUCAAAACCCAUGGUCAAGCUUUUGCAAGACGCCAAGCAAGAGGUGCCUGGAUGGUUAUUGAGCAUGAGCCAAGACAGCGGCAAUGACCCUUCCAACUUCCAACCUACGCAUGAUAGAAGACGACCCAGACGAAGAGAUGAUGACGAUGAUAUUGGGCCUCGUGUCAGCUCAUUCAGAGUGCAAUGGUAA
This is a messenger RNA of Mucor velutinosus, 2340 nucleotides long. RefSeq lists its product as uncharacterized. Gene Ontology annotation, cellular component: nucleus. The transcript is spliced from 4 exons. Gene Ontology annotation, molecular function: RNA helicase activity; ATP binding; RNA binding. The record is from RefSeq and is a predicted model, not a curated record. NCBI's taxonomy places the organism in Eukaryota, Fungi, Mucoromycota, Mucoromycetes, Mucorales, Mucoraceae. Bases 1 to 2340 code for a protein of 779 amino acids.